CCUCCAAGAACAAGUUUUUAGCGUUGGGUCAGCAAAGGAUAGUAAUUUAUUGCGGUAGAAAUUAAAACAGAAUUGUUCCUUAAAGCGAAGCAAUGAACUGUGGAGCACUGAGACGCACUUUUUAACUAAUAGCGAGUGUUCUUGUUUUUAUACGUAGAAUUUCACUGUUAGUUUACAUUUUACUUUAAAGGAGUCAGGUUCGACUGUUCCUGGAGACAACAGAAAUCACCUAUUACUGACCUUCAACUGUAAACCGGUUAUUACCAUUCAAGAAUAAAGCUCACUCCUUGCUGUGACCACGAUGGAUUCGGGCGGCAAGGAAGUAACCUUCACGUUGAUGCUGGCAGUGGUUACUGCUGUGAUCGGCUCACUCCAGUUUGGCUACAACACCGGUGUCAUUAACGCACCUCAGGAGAUCAUCGAGGCCUUCUACAAUGAAACCUGGUUCGACCGUUAUGAUACCUCCAUCACCAAAACGGCGCUCACCACGCUGUGGGCCAUCUCGGUCUCUGUCUUCCCUGUGGGCGGCAUCAUUGGCUCAUUCUCUGUGGGCCUCUUUGUCAAUCGCCUCGGCAGGAAGAACUCCAUGCUGGUGGCUAACAUCUUAGCAUUCAUCUCGGCAGCCUGUAUGGGCUUCUCCAAGUGGGGGGGUUCCUUUGAGUUGCUAAUCGUUGGCCGCUUUAUAGUAGGGCUGUACUCGGGCCUCUCCUCCGGCUUCGUGCCCAUGUACGUGGGCGAGAUCUCUCCUACCAACCUUCGCGGGGCACUGGGCACCCUCCACCAGCUGGGGGUCGUCAUCGGCAUCCUCAUCGCGCAGGUGUUUGGCCUCGAUACCAUCUUGGGCAACGAGACCCUGUGGCCCCUCCUACUGAGCUUCACCUUCCUUCCAGCCUUGCUGCAGUGCAUCCUGUUGCCCUUCUGCCCCGAAAGCCCUCGCUUCCUGCUCAUCAACCGCGGCGAGGAGAACAAGGCCAAGAGCAUUCUGAUAAAGCUGCGCGGCACCAGUGAUGUGACUGUCGACAUGCUGGAGAUGAAGGAGGAGAGUCGGCAGAUGAUGAGCGAGAAGAAGGUGACGCUGAAAGAGCUGCUCCUGUCGCAGCAGUACCGCCAGCCGCUCCUGGUGGCAGUCAUGCUGCAUCUCUCCCAGCAGCUCUCGGGGAUCAAUGCUGUCUUCUACUAUUCCACUGACAUUUUCAAAAGGGCGGGGGUCUCUCAGCCCGUCUACGCCACCAUCGGUGCCGGGGUGGUCAACACAGCCUUCACUGUUGUCUCGUUGUUCAUCGUGGAGCGUGCUGGGCGUAGGUCCCUCCACCUGGUCGGCCUGCUGGGGAUGGCUGCUUCUGCCCUCCUGAUGACCAUUGCUCUGAAUCUACUGGAACAGCUAGAGUGGAUGUCUUACGUCAGCAUCAUAGCCAUCUUCUGCUUUGUGGCCUUCUUCGAGAUCGGACCCGGGCCCAUCCCCUGGUUCAUCGUGGCCGAGCUCUUCAGCCAGGGUCCCCGCCCAUCCGCCAUGGCUGUUGCCGGUUUCUCCAACUGGACGGCCAACUUCAUAGUGGGAAUGGGCUUCCAGUACGUCCAGCAACUGUGCGGCCCCUAUGUCUUCAUCAUUUUCAUCGUGUUCCUGCUCUUCUUCUUCGGAUUCACCUACUUCAAGGUGCCGGAAACCAAGGGGCGGACAUUCGACGAGAUCGCAGCGGGUUUCCGCUCGGAGAAGCCACCCGCGGAGGAACUCAACAGCCUGGGUGCCGGUGCCGAUUCCGAGCUCUGAGACCCCGCCCUCCCCCACACCCAAAUCCCAACCCAUCCCCCCCCUCACACAGUCGUACGAGACGGCAGAUUCCAACUACUGACAGACUCAUAAAAAAUGAGUGUCUCUCAUUUACACUGGUUUCUGAGGAUGGGCAAAUUUUCUUAUUGGGGGUGUAGGUAAAAAUGAUGUGCUCAGGACCAUUGUGAAAAUGUGGAGUUUAUGGGGGGGUUAUUUAAAGGGUGAAAAUGUCUGAGGACGAGUUUCGUUCGAUUGCUGUAUGUCUUGGAUUUUAUUUUCCUUUACUUGGUGUGGAUGUGCUCUCUGCACGUCUGCAUAAUCGCAAUGAGCACAAUUGGCACAUUAAGAUUUGUAAUCUGUACGGUUUUUUUUCCCCUGGGUUUGCGCUAAACUUGGGCCUCCUCCUUUUCUGCUUCUUUCAAUAUGAGAUGAACCAGCCUUUGGUUGACCCGAGGUCAAUCUCUCGCAAUCAGACAUAAAUGCAUCGGGGGUGCCUGUGCAUGUUAGUGAUGGGGUCAUCUCCUAGGAGGCGAUCUUCUCGGUUUGUGUCAACCCAAGUAUUUUUUUUUCAGUAUUUUUUUUUGUUUACCUUAAUAGAGAUCCAGUUACUGAAGUAUUUAUUGUAGUCUGAUUGUAUUUAUUGCACAACUUUUAAUCUUCAAAAGGCUGUUUUUAUUCUAAAAAAGGUUAUGUAAAUAUUUUUUUUUUAUAAGAUGCUGUUUGACCAUGUUAGUUUUAUGAAUUUGAAUACUUAGUUUUUUUUUUUAUUUUACAGUUUUGUUAAACUUAUCUAUUUGCUGUAGUGUCUCCAUUCAGAUAUUAGUCAGAUAAAUACCCGGAAGACUGGUUUCAGUUGCCCUACUGUUUUUACGGCAGAAGCCCUUUACGGUAUCAUGAGAUACUCAUGUGUUACACAUACAAGAGGAUGUUUUAGUGGGCAGCGUCAUGAUAGUCAUCUGACUGGAUUCUUUUGUUUUGUUUUUUUUGUCCACACCCAGUAAGAAUUCUGUGCAAACUUACUAAUAUGCUCCCCUUGAGUCAGUGCAAUAAUUACGCUGUUAAAAUAAGGAAGUUUUAAGAUUUAAAACUUGUAACGUUGUAAAAUGUUAGUGUUGUGCAUCAGUUCCGCUUAAAAUCACCAGCAGAAGUAGAGGACACAUUCCCUCUACACUGUGCUCGAAUGUAAGCCCUUUCCGUACUAGACUGGGCCAUCUAUAACGGGGACCAAUGUACAGCAGCCUCAUCUACUAGGAGUAAGUGCUUCACUCACCAGCACUGAUCCCAGGUCAGUGUGCAGCCUAGCAUGUUUGAAAGCUGCACCGAGCAAGUUUCCCCUGUAUAUUUUACACCUUUAUGAAAAGGACGGCAUUGUAUAGAUUCACACUAGAAGAAUGUCGUCCAGAAAAAGUGUUUCUCGCUAGAAUGUGCAACGAAGCAACCAAAUUGGAUUAUUUUCCAAACUCACAGAGGAAUGUGGGGUCGUCUUUGCAAUCUCAGAUUUAGAUAUUUAUAAGCCAUUUAUCUUAUAGUUUAAAGGGCAAAAGCCCUGCAUACAGCUCUGGGAAAAACUUCAGACCACAACAGAAUUUUCAGUCUUAUUCAUUUCUCGAUUUAUAGGUAUGCGAACGUGUAAAAGAUUUAAAAAAAAUUUUGCAACCUGCUGCCAGUCCCUUCACUGUUUCUCAUUAAUGAAGGGCUUCUUCGUUGCUUUAUGGAACUUCAGUCCUGCUUCUAGCAGCCUGAUAUGAACUGUCCUAGCAGUGCACUUCACACCUGCACUUAAUGUUUCCCAUUCCUUUUGAAGGUCACUUGAUGUCAUCCUAUGAUUCAUGAGAAACUGUGGGUUAACAGUCAUCUCUGGCAUUAAAAAAAUCACGCCUGGCUGCUUUCUGGUUGUUCAAAGUGUCAUUUUCUUUUUUUUUUAUCCAGGGUUUGAAAAUGCAGAUUCUUAAGAACAUAGUGGUCUCAAUUUCCAGAGCUGUUCGAGUACCUGUUCGGGUUUCCCUGCACUAUACAGCAGCACCUAUAUAUAUCGUUCUAGCCCAGGAUGCUCAGUUGUUGGUCAGUCCUGGGUUAGUCCCAUAGAACCAAAGCUUAACCACACUGCCUUUUGUUUCAUUGUCACCAGCUGUGUUGCAGAAAUGUUGACUGGGGAAAAUAAUGCUGAAAGUUGUUCUGCAUACAGUUAUGCAAACACUGAGGUCAAGCAAUAAAUACUGUAAAGGUCUGAACUAUACCCAGAGGAUGGUGUCCCAUCCCGAAGAAUGUAAA
Messenger RNA from Brienomyrus brachyistius, 4039 nucleotides. Its product is annotated as solute carrier family 2, facilitated glucose transporter member 1-like. The transcript has 10 exons. Gene Ontology annotation, molecular function: hexose transmembrane transporter activity. Lineage: Eukaryota; Metazoa; Chordata; Actinopteri; Osteoglossiformes; Mormyridae. Bases 302 to 1768 code for a protein of 488 amino acids. The record is from RefSeq and is a predicted model, not a curated record. Gene Ontology annotation, biological process: monosaccharide transmembrane transport; response to insulin. Gene Ontology annotation, cellular component: apical plasma membrane; basolateral plasma membrane.